Molecule: messenger RNA, 1234 nt
Organism: Alosa sapidissima (American shad)
Lineage: Eukaryota; Metazoa; Chordata; Actinopteri; Clupeiformes; Clupeidae
Product: small lysine-rich protein 1
Exons: 3
Coding region: 556-804 (82 amino acids)
Source: RefSeq, a predicted model, not a curated record
UUUCAAUCCUAGGAGGGUUUUCUGGUCUCUCAAAGUAGCCGAACUGUGUGUGUGUGUGUGCGCGCGUUCCUCCGACUUGUAGCCUGCUGUUGGGUCGACUCAUGACUAGGCUACUUCAAUUCAAAGUGUAAUUUCUAUCAGGUCUCUUUAGCAUAGUUUACAUUACAUGUCGCAACAGUUUGUUUUAACAACGAUAGAGAGAGCAACCGGUGCACACGAUAGAGUCAAUUCUACUACGGCUGCCCCCGCGCGCUGAAGCCAACAUCUCCGGCAAUGAUGCAGUCGAGGGAGUAAAUUGCAGAUUACCAGCGUCGUGUGCGCACGUGUGGUGUCGUAUCAUUAAACAUUGAAGAUUACUAAACUCCCGCUGACUGGACGCGAAACAGCCGAGAAAACGGGAAGAGCGAGACGACCCGCUUGGUCUCUACGACAACCUGCCGUCAACAAACACGAUUUUAUGCCUCCAUAGGCUACAUUAACGAGUCUGUGGAUGUGGAGGGAGGACAAGACCACCAGGUGGAGCCAGAGAGCCUGUCCCGAUCUGAAAGUCACGCCAUGCCAGCAGAGGGCAGGAAGCCGCGCUCCCACAGUGUCCGUCCGGUGCGUCGACGGACCUCCCGGCGGAGAGCGGCCAGCGUGAAGUCGUCGUGUGCGGAGGUGGACAUCCUUAGCCCAGCAGCUAUGAAGAACGCAUACUACAUCUCCCACAAUGCCAUGGACUGCCUGGAGUUCCGGGGCUUCGGCUGGCCGGAGGCUGGCAGGAAGAGAGGCAGGCGAGCCAGGAAGCCCAAGAGCAGAAAGUGACCUCAGCUCACCCCAGUCCAGCAGGGGGCGCCCAAGAGCAGGAAGUGACCUCAGCUCAGCCCAGUCCAGCAGGGGGGGCCCAACUCAACACUGCACUGUGCCAACUAGCCUGCAGGACCACUGCACCACAGGCCUCAUACACACACACACACACAUACAUACAUACUUACUCAUACACACACACAUACAUACUUACUCAUACACACAUAUACACACACACACACACAUAUACUUACUCAUACACACACACACACACACACACAUACAUACUUACUCACACACACACACAAAUUCAUACACACAAACUGUGGUUUAAAUAUCAGGAUUAUACGCCUGUCAUUACUUCCUCUUGAUUACAGAUCACUGUUAUCACUUUACAUGUCAAGCAGAGACACUACAAUUAAAUUAGUCUCGUCCCCACAAACAUUGA